This is a messenger RNA of Blumeria graminis f. sp. triticale, 1179 nucleotides long. Lineage: Eukaryota; Fungi; Ascomycota; Leotiomycetes; Helotiales; Erysiphaceae. The record is from the annotation of a GenBank genome assembly.
AUGGCCGUUGCUCCUUCCUUUCCUGUGGACGGCAGCCAAGGCGCUGAUGAUGCGCCACCUUACUCUGAUAAUGAUCCCUAUGCAGAAUCUUCAUCAAGCAAUAGCUCUGUACAAUACCAUAUAGAUAUGACGGGCUUCCCGAAACCUAUCCCAAUUCUUGGCGGAAUCCUUGGAUACGAAGCAAAAUUUAAACGAGAGGCCCAUCACAAGAUGUUGGUAGCAACAAGGGAUAUGGGGCGACGACUAAAUCAAGACGAAGUUAACGCUAUUGCCUUUUGGCUAGCUAAGCGCCAGGCAAUAACCUCCUGGGGAACACCAAUUGGAAUUGCUGGCGGUAUAUGGAGGGCAUACAAUACCAUGAAUACGUUCCGCUUUCCCCUAUGGCAACCUGACUUAAAAUUCUGGAAUAUGAAUCGUUUUGGGCCAUUAUGUGGGCUUUAUGCAACAAUAUGCUGGCAUACACUUCGAUAUCUUUCAUAUGGAAUGUCGGGAGAGCUCAUGAGUCGACUUUUCUUUGGUAGCUACGCUAUAUCUACAGCCUCGGUGGGUGCUGCUAAUGAUCCACGCCUAAAAAACUAUAUUACGUUUAUUAAGACAAAAAUAAGUGAAGGUAGUCAGCGAAGCUCUGUAUCAAAGCUGCCUGUCUAUAGCGCAAACACAGGAUCAGCUGCUUCACAAGACAAAGAUACGAGCUUGUCAAGUGUUAUAGAAAGUACGUUCUAUAGAGAUAACCCAGAAGGAGAAUCUCAGUCAGAGAGCAUUUCGGGCAUGUCCCCACAAACUAGGUUUCCGUCAACGUCUCGGACCACGAUAGAUAAAGUACAGACCUCGCCCAAAGACACAGAACCGUAUUCACUGGACGCUUUUCUUGAUAAUAUGUCACCUGCUGAUGGUCAAGAUACAAGCUCGUCGAACACUAUGCCAAACUCACAGAUGUCAACCUGGGAUAAGAUCAGGAGCGGUGAGCGGAUUGAAAGGUCAGAGUCGUCCCAUUCUGCACGUAAGAAACCUCAAUAUAAGAAGAGGCGUACUAGAGAAGACAACUUUUUCAAUGAUAAUUUUCCGUAUUCUGGUGCUGAAAAAACAUCAGAGUUAUCUAGAGAAGAAGCUCAGCAAGAGUUUGAUUCUCGAGUAGAUCAGGAGCGACGUGGAGGUGAAUUUAGUUCAGGUGGCAGGUGA